UUUUCAUUGACUAAGUUUCCACCGAGGGUUCGAAUCGAGUCAGAGUCGGGUCAGAGUCGGGUUGGAGUAAGAAUUCUUACGGUGGAAACACUAUCAACUCUACCCAAUAAAAUUUUAGGGUAGAGGCCAAAUGGGGUUCGAUGGAAACGAUCGAGGUUACUCUCGUGUUGCCAACAGAAUGAAUCCAAAUUGAGUUGCGUUUCAAACGUAUUGUGUUGCGUUGUGUUGCGUUGCGUUGUGUUCACAUAUACUUUUGCUUUAUUAUUAAGUAAUGAACAUGAAUCAAGAAAAAAAGAAGCCGGCUACUUGGGAUGUCAAAGAAACGGAAUGCUUUUUAGCACUCAUAAAAGAAUUGCAAGUGACAACAUUAAUGGACGGAAAAAAAUUCCGAACUUCAGAAAUAUUUAAAAAAGUAGAGGAAGCAUUCAAGGAUAAAGGAUACAACAAAACACACACGCAACUUUUAGAAAAAUUUAAAGCAAUGAAAAAACGAUUUAAAAGUACAGUACAAGCUUUAUCAGUAAGUGGCGUAGGAACCGACGAUAAAGUAAAGUGUCCUUAUUUUGACGAAUUAAAUGAGAUAUUUGGUCAUCGACCAAUUGUGAAUCUAAGUGGAAUAGAUUCUAUACAACCUGAAAACCUAGAUUAUGAGACCUCUGGUUAUUGUGCAAGUGAUACUGAAAUAUCAGUAUCAAAAUAUGAUGAAUCACAGAGUGAAAAAUUCGUGAAAAACAGUAGUCGUUCUAGCCUAUCGCCAGUUACGUCAAUUUGUCAGAAAAGAUCAUCUUCUGAUACUCUAUAUAGUUCAUCAAUGUCUCCAAUAUCAAACUGUUUAUCGGAAGACAGUAGAGAUACUUUGCCUUCCUUUAAUUUGCAUGAAUUUGAUGAAUCUGAUAAACCAAGCACUUCUAAAAAACGUAAAAUAUGUGAAACACCUACAUCUAGAAGUCGCGAAGGUCCACGAUCUGGCUUAAAAAAUAUUAUGCAAAACUUUGCAGAAAAGAUAAUGGAAUCACAAGAAAAACUCAUAACAAAAACUAUUGAAGAGCAGCGCAAGCUUGAUAAUGACAUAUUCGAUCGAUACAAUAAUAUUUUAUUACAGCAAACACAAAUGUUAAUCACAGGAAUGCAGAAUUUGAGUUCUCCCUUUCCUAAAAAUUAUCAGCCAUUUCAACAAUUUCCUGGGAUUUCAACUACUAUGCCACCAAUGAGUCCAAUGUUCACAGAAACUUUGUUACAUCAGCCUUGCUCUGUACAACCAACAGUUUCACGUCAAAAUGAUAAGAGUACAGCCUAUCCUUGUACUUUGUAUGAAACGCAAACUCGCCUAAAGUCAAAUCAAACUAAAAAAGCGAGUCCCAAAUUUACAACAAAACCACCUUUAAAUUCCAAUCAAUCAAAAACUACAUUUGAACAACUACAAAAUUCAUCCACUUCAUUUCAUACAUCCAUUAGAUCACAAGGUGAAACACUGUCUUGUCCUGAGGUUGAAGAUGACAUUGAAUAUGAGAACAUUGAAUAUUUAGAUAAAGUUGAAAGUGACUGAAAUAGUCAUCAAUGUAAAAGAUUGUUAACAAAAACUACUUACAAUAUAUCUUUUAAGUACUAAGAUUGCUUUCCAUUUAAUGACACAAGUCGACACAAGCAUCAUUCUAUUCUUUUGCAGUAUUUAAUGAAUAACAAAAAUAAAAGACGCUUGUGUCAACUGUGCUCCUUAAAAGGAAAGCAGCCUCAAAUUAGCUUUGUUUCAUGCGUCGUUUUGAUGUAUUAUUUCUUUUGAUGUAUUAUUUCGUUUAUUUUUCAUAAGAGUGAUUUUCAAAAAAAUUAUAUUCUAACAAAAAAUAAUAAUUUUAAGAUUUAAAGAUAUAAUGAGACAUAAGUCUUUCAUGUUAUACAAUAUUCUUUAUUUUAUAUCUUUCGUAUUAUAAAAAAUUUGUUUAAUUUGUUUAAUUUUUAAAAUUCGUGAUUUUUAGUUUAUGAUCAAAUGUUAUUCAUGAUAGAAUUUUAUGCAAUAUGAAAUUAUUAACAUUUACUUUAUAUACCAAUUAGAUCACAAUAUAAAACUUGUCUUGUGAUCGAAGAUGACAUUGAGUACAAAACAUUGAACAUGUUUAGAUAAAAGUAAAUAAAAUAGUCAUCAGCCAAAGAUUGCUAAGAAACUACCUACCACAUAUUUUUUAAGUAUUAAAAUUUUCUUUGUAUUAUGCGUGUUAUUUUUAUAUGAUACUAUUACAUGUGUGUUUUUUAUAUGAGUAAUCUUAGAAAAAUUUAUACUCUACUAUAAAUUAAUAAUUUUAAAAUUUGAUUCUAAAUAUAUAAAAGUCUAUUCUAAA
This is a messenger RNA of Solenopsis invicta (red fire ant), 2333 nucleotides long. RefSeq lists its product as uncharacterized. The coding region runs from base 272 to 1546 and encodes 424 amino acids. Lineage: Eukaryota; Metazoa; Arthropoda; Insecta; Hymenoptera; Formicidae. The record is from RefSeq and is a predicted model, not a curated record. The transcript is spliced from 3 exons.